Protopolystoma xenopodis is the source of this 969-nucleotide messenger RNA. Lineage: Eukaryota; Metazoa; Platyhelminthes; Monogenea; Polystomatidea; Polystomatidae. The record is from the annotation of a GenBank genome assembly.
AUGAACGCUAUAAUUCAACAAUAUCGACUUUCCUGGAACUCAGGUGAAGAAGAUUCUCACCGCAACAAGAAAAUUCGCAAAAGCCCUGGUAGAAUUCGAUUUAUAACUCAACCAGUCAAUUUAAAUGAUGAAAAUCUGAUGCCUAAUGUGAGAUACAUGGAUAUGGAGUGGAUUCAAACAGGCAAGAAAAUGAUUGUUCUCGGAAAGCUUGGAAGAACUCCAGUCCUCCUCACAUAUCUCUGCUCAGGAAAAAAGUACAUCCUUCUAGAAGACAUACAGCUGUCCUAUCGCCAAGCACCCUGGUACAUGUUUGCCUCCAGCAUUCAAUUUCCGGCUGUCACGAGUGACUCUCUCCACUUUCCCUGUGAUGACGCUAGAAACUCUGAUGAAGCUAAUUUUGGAGGUCUGACAUCUAGCGACACUCCAUCCACAGACGAUUUCAAUUCAGCAACUCUGAAUCACGCUGAUCGGCCUAUAAUAUUUUUCUCCCCUCACCAUCUCUUUGUCACUGAUGGAUAUAGCGUUCAACGAUGGGUCAGUCCAUGUAUGCCGGAUGCUUGUGCUCCAUUGCAUAACACUGCCGUAUGCUGUGCUAACAGCCUUAGUCUCAUGCCUUGGCUCUCGACUGCCCCAGCCUCUGUCUCUAUACAGGCCUACAUUGGAUUCCAGUCGCCGACAGGCUAUCCAUUAUUGGGGCUUUGUGAGUUCCCAAGUCACUCCCAACACGCAAAAUGCCUGAUAAAAUUUCAACUACGUCGGGAUACCCGACAGAGCCAUGGUGGAAGCCAGGCUGAGGUAACUAGCCUUCAGUGCUUGGCAGGCCCAGGGGCAAACAGCCGACUUGGCCUAUUGGUAGGCCGGCGCAACGGCAUUGUCCAGCUAUGGGACGACCGAUGGCCAGGUCAACCUGCCAUGGAGUAUUUAAACCCGCUUAUUAUGAGACAGGAUACUUCCCCUCCUGGUCGCCCU